Diversispora eburnea is the source of this 2550-nucleotide messenger RNA. Lineage: Eukaryota; Fungi; Glomeromycota; Glomeromycetes; Diversisporales; Diversisporaceae. The record is from the annotation of a GenBank genome assembly.
AUGGCAGAAGUAGAUCUUGUAAAGUGGACAAAACUGAUACGUAAAUCAGUACCCAACAUUGACGACGCAAUUGUUAACUAUGUGAUAGGUUAUCUCGAUGAAACUCCGUCAUUAGCAGAUGGGGAAGACGUUAUAUCUGAUUUUGUUCGUCCAAUUCUCAUCGAUGCAGGUGGGGACGAAGAACGAAUUCACAAACUAUGUGAAAAUUUGUCAGAGGCUUUUGCGCGCAUCUCAGAAAAGAAUCUCGUUAAUAAUUCCACGAAUAAAGGACUUAACAAACUAGAACAGCCCGUAAACAUGCUCUCGAAGAAUUCGAUCUCGGCUACAGUUGGGUUAGUUUCACAAAAUGUAGAUUUAGAAGCUGUUAAUGGAAGAAAAGUCGGAACACGAGUUGACACGAAAAAAUUGGAGAAAGCUGAAGCCAAGAUCAAAGCAAAAAUUGAGAAACGAGAGCGACGAUCUAAUUAUGAAUCAAGUAAAUUGAUUUCGAAGAAUGAUGACGCAGAAUUCUAUAUGCAAGUAAAUCCGAUUUUGGAUUAUACUUCUACCAAAGGAAAAGUUAAAGAUGUCAAGAUAGAAAAUUUUGACAUUUCAUUUGGAGGGAAAAAAAUAUUGACCAAUGCUACAUUAACAUUGGUCUAUGGUAGAAGAUAUGGUUUAGUUGGAAGAAAUGGUAUUGGGAAAUCAACUUUGUUAAGAACUAUGUCAAGGAGAGAAAUUAAUGUACCAACUCAUAUUAGUAUUUUACAUGUAGAACAAGAGAUGGUUGGUGAUGACACUCCAGCAAUUCAAGCAGUUUUAAGUGCUGAUAUUUGGCGAGAACAUCUUUUGAAUGAGGAAAAAAAAUUGAACAAAGAUAUUCUUGAGUUCGAAAACAAUCCUAAUGGUUUGGAUCCAGCCGUCAUUGAACAAGAGAAAGAAACUGCUAAUUCAAGAUUAAAAGAAGUAUAUCAAAAGUUGGAAGAUAUUGAGAGUGAUAAGGCCGAAUCUCGUGCUGCUGCUAUUCUGUCUGGUUUAGGAUUUCCUCCAGAAACGCAACGAAAUGCAACAAAAACAUUUUCUGGUGGUUGGAGGAUGCGUCUUGCUUUAGCAAGGGCAUUGUUUUGCCGUCCUGAUCUAUUAUUAUUGGAUGAACCCACAAAUAUGUUAGAUAUUCCAGCUGUCGCAUGGAUAGAACACUAUCUUAAAACAUGGCAAAGUACUUUACUUGUUGUUUCUCACGAUAGAGAAUUUCUUGAUGAGGUGGCAACUGAUAUUUUACAUCAACAUUCAGAGCGCCUUGAUUAUUAUAAGGGUAAUUUUACUCAAUUCUAUGCUACUAAAGAAGAACGACGCAAAAAUCUAUUACGUGAAUACGAAAGUCAAAUGCAAUACAGGAAACACUUGCAAGAUUUUAUAGAUCGUUGGAGAUAUAAUGCUAAAAGAGCACCACAAGCUCAGAGUAAAAUUAAAAUAUUAGAAAAACUUCCUGUUCUGGAACCGCCAGAGGUGGAAAAUAGCGUUACAUUCAAUCCACCUAUUCUUCAAUUAAGUGAGGUCAAUUUCAGAUAUGGAAAUGGGCCUAAAAUAUUAUCAGAUGUUAGUCUCUCUGUUCAACUGGAUUCUCGAAUAGCCGUUGUAGGUAAAUCCACUUUACUCAAACUUCUAACGGGUAUAUUGGAACCUCGUUCUGGUCAAGUUCAUCGACAUGGACGUCUUAGAUUUGCACAUUUUAUGCAACAUCACGUAGAUCAAUUAGAUCUCAGUACAAAUUCUGUAAUGUUUAUGGCACAAAAGUUUCCAGGCAGGGUUGAAGAAGAAUAUCGACGUCAAUUAGGAAACUUUGGUAUUACUGGAAUGACAGGAUUACAACCCUUAGAAACGCUUUCUGGAGGUCAAAAAAGUAGAGUUACUUUUGCAUGUUUGGGUUUACAGAAUCCACAUAUAUUGAUAUUGGAUGAGCCGACUAAUCAUCUUGACAUGGACUCUAUGGAUGCAUUGAUAAAUGCUCUCAAAGAGUUUAAAGGAGGAAUAAUUCUUGUUUCUCAUGAUGAACGGUUUAUUGAUUCUGUGUGUGAGGAGAUUUGGGUUUGUGAAUCUGGUAAAAUUGCUGCUUCCAAAAUCUUAGAGAUCCCACUAAUUGUUACUGAACAGAAUCCUAAAGGUCUCGGAAGCACGGCUCACGAACUUGAUAUCACUGAUGCCAAAGCUGUUAUACCCAAAACAAAAUUUUCAAUGGCAGUAUCCGAAGUCUUAGAAAUAUUAAAAGAAAAAAACACGAAAUCCAUUGUACUUUUUGGAAUUGAGUCGCAAGUUUGUAUAUUACAAACAACUUUGGAUUUAUUGGAGAAUAAUUAUGAUGUUCAUGUUUUGGCCGAUGGAGUUUCAUCAAUACGUUAUCCAGAAAUCGACAUUUCUUUACAACGUAUGUAUCAAGCUGGUGCAUCAAUCACAACUUCGGAAUCAAUUAUAUUCCAACUUUUGGGUGAUGCUAAAAAUGAUAAAUUCAAGAAAACUUCUGAAUUCAUUGAAAUAUUUCUUUUGAAAGAUACAUCAUUUAUUGUCGAGUGA